CCAGAGCACUGAGAGAUACAAGCGCUGCAGAAAAUGUUGCUGCACUACAAAUAACUGAUAAUAAUAUCAGGUAUUGAUGUAACUGGAGUGAAUAAAGGAACCUUCUUCCUGAGCACAGGCAUUGGAGCCUGUUAUCAGCAUGAACUCAUUUGUGUUAGACAAACAUGUGAAAAGUUCAUCUGCAGUCUUCACUACAGGAAGCAUCAGAAGGAUACCACAGACUCCAACAUUUUUAGACACUAAUGACUAUUCACAAACCUUGGGGAAAUCACAGCAGAUAUUUAAAGAUGAUGAUGAAUGGUCAGGAACUGGGCAGCAAUCAUUAUGUACAGAGAGUAAUUUAGUCAUCAAACAAGAGGAAAAGAUUUAUGCCUUGUCUAGUGAAAUGAUUAUCCCAGAGGAUAAACCACAAACAUUUACCAAGCUUUCAAAAAAAUUUAAAGAAGAGAAAAGUCUACAGUCUAACCAAAUGAUUCAUACAAAGGAGAAACCGUUCAAAUGUACAGAAUGUGAGAAAGGCUUUAGAUGGAAGUCUCGUCUCCUAGAACACCACAAAAUUCACACAUGUGAGAAGCCAAACACAUAUCCUGAGUGUGGAAAAAGUUUUACACAAAUGACAAAACUUAUAGCUCAUAAAAGGACCCACACAGGGGAGAAACCAUUCAGCAGUGAAAAAAGAUUUACAGAAAAGAGUAGUCUGAAAAAACAUGAAAUGAAUCACACAGAAGAAAAGCCUUUCACAUGUACAGAGUGUAGAAAAAGUUUCACACAUAUGAGUUAUCUAAUAAAUUAUGAAAGGAUUCACACAGUAGAAAAGCCUUUCACAUGUACAGAGUGUGGAAAUAGUUUUGCACAAAAGAGUGAUCUGAAAAAUCAUGAAAGGAUUCACACAGGAGAAAAACCUUUCACAUGUACAGAGUGUGGAAAAAGUUUUACUGAAAAGCGUGAUCAGAAAAAGCAUGAAAGGAUUCACACAGGAGAAAUGCCUUUCACAUGUACAGAGUGUGGAAAAGGUUUUACAUAUAUGAGUAAUUUGAAAACUCAUGAAAGGAGUCACACAGGAGAAAAGCCUUUCACAUGUACAGAGUGUGGAAAAAGUUUUAGAUAUAUGAGUAAUUUGAAAUCUCAUGAAAGGAGUCACACAGGAGAAAAGCCUUUCACAUGUACAGAGUGUGGAAAAAGUUUUACAUAUAUGCGUAAUUUGAAAACUCAUGAAAGGAGUCACACAGGAGAAAAGCCUUUCACAUGUACAGAGUGUGGAAACAGUUUUACACAAAAGAGUGAUCUGAAAUCUCAUGAAAGGAUUCACACAGGAGAAAAGCCUUUCACAUGUACAGAGUGUGGAAAAAGUUUUGCACAUAUAAAAAGUCUGAAAACUCAUAAAAUGAUUCACACAGGAGAAAAGCCUUUCACAUGUACAGAGUGUGGAAAAGGUUUUAUAUAUAUGAGUAAUCUGAAAACUCAUGAAAGGAGUCACACAGGAGAAAAGAUGUUCACAUGUACAGAGUGUGGAAAAUGUUUUAAACAAAUAAGUAGUCUGAAAUAUCAUGAAAUGAUGCACACAGGAGAAAAGCCUUUCACAUGUACAGAGUGUGGGAAAAGUUUUACACGAAUGGAUCUUCUGAAAUCUCAUGAAAGGAGUCACACAGGAGAAAAGCCGUUCACAUGUACAGAGUGUGGAAAAUGUUUUAAACAAAUAAGUAGUCUGAAAUAUCAUGAAAUGAUUCACACAGGAGAAAAUCCUUUCACAUGUACAGAGUGUGGAAAAUGUUUUAGAUAUAAGGGUAAACUGAGAAAACAUGAAAGUAUUCACAAGGGAAAAAACCUUUCACAUGUUUAGAAAGUGGAAAAAAAGUCGGGUAUCACAAAACACCAAAUAUUUACACACAGAUACAUUUUAAAUACACAGUGUACAAACAUUUUUACAAUUAUCCUAAAGAGGACAAACUCUCUAAAUAGAAGCAUCAAAAUGGAUCCUAUUGUAAAUAAUACUUUCUAAAUCCCAUUUAUAAAAGCCCCAGAUUAGAAGAGCUCUUUUGCUGUCCUUUGUUCCUCUAUAUAUGUGCACCUCAGUUUCUCUUAUAUAUGUGAUAGAAUCGAAACACCACACAGAAAUAUACAGAUCCGUCCUCAUACUGACAAGUUUACACAACCAUUCAACACCAAAGCACCCCCUGUGUUUAUUAAUAUUGUACAGGAAAAAAUUAUAUUUUCCUUGUUUAUUAAUGUCAGUAUAUGGCAGGGUUAUAAUAUAAUAUAUUUAAUAAUUAUCCUUUAAAAUAAACCUCCAAUAAAAAUGCAUAUACAAAACAAUAAAAUUAAUGUAAAUUCUUAAAUUUUUUAUAUUAGUUAAAAUUUAUAGACACAUUGAAAUAUAUUUGUAGAAAGCAAGACCUGCAUCAAACUAUACACAUUUAAACUAUUAUAAUAUGCUAUGCAACAAUCACAAAAGUUACCUUAUUUAUUAACCUUAUUCGCAGUUGAAUUUAAUUAAAAUACCACAAUGAGAUACCAAGAUAUGAGCCACUAACUUUACCAGUGUUUAGUUAAACAAUAGAACAAUACACUUUGCCAGUCAAUUUCUAUUCUGUUAUCUGAGAUAAAAUAAA
Messenger RNA from Bombina bombina (fire-bellied toad), 2609 nucleotides. Its product is annotated as gastrula zinc finger protein XlCGF26.1-like. Gene Ontology annotation, cellular component: nucleus. Lineage: Eukaryota; Metazoa; Chordata; Amphibia; Anura; Bombinatoridae. Gene Ontology annotation, molecular function: RNA polymerase II cis-regulatory region sequence-specific DNA binding; DNA-binding transcription factor activity, RNA polymerase II-specific. The record is from RefSeq and is a predicted model, not a curated record. Gene Ontology annotation, biological process: regulation of transcription by RNA polymerase II; central nervous system development. The coding region runs from base 140 to 1840 and encodes 566 amino acids. The transcript has 2 exons.